CUUCUUUUCUAUGCAUAAUUAAUUUUUUUUCCAAUAUAUGUGAUCAGAAAAGAAUAUCGUUCAAAAUAACCGUUUAUUUUCAUUCUCUUGAAAUUUUCAACGCAUCACUUUGUAGAACUGCCGCUAGAGCGCUGCAGAUGAAGAAUCGAAUUUUCAUCGAUUUUACGUAGAAAGUGCCGGUUUGUUGUGCAUCCGUGUGUCUCUCAGUUUUUACCCAUUUUCAUGCAUUUUCCCAUGUGAAGAUGGAAAUUUCAAUAUCUCCACAGAUAGUUGAGAAGCUGAAUCACUCCAUAGAGGAAAUCAGAGUGCGAGCGUUGAAGAAUGUCGAGGGAAAAGUGGGAAAAGCCCUGCAAUGCGGCUAUGAGAUCAGAUUCCACGGAGUGGAUCUGAUCAAGGCGUUGCUUAAGUGGUUCUCCCAGGACGUGCUCAGUCACGAGGACGUGGCGCUGAACAUAAUCUUCCUGAUGUUGAGCAGUAAAUACGGUCCGGACAUUGUGAAUCACUUGACCAAGAGUUUCCUGAGGAAAGAGUUGGCCAAGAUUGGAACUGUCCUGAAGCAGGAGAUUCACUUGACACUGCUGGAAGACAUUGGAAGCGCUGUUGAGCAAGUUCAGGAGAUUGUAGCGAUUAUUGAUCUCACGGAUGAUUUGCCUUCCCUGAUGGAGGAUCUUUGUGUCGAAGAGGUGCCGCUCACGCCCAGGGAAUACGUGAAGUGCUGGAGCGUGCCAAAUGCCAUUGACCAGAAGUCGCUGAAGAACCUGAAAGAUUCUCUCGAGUCAGGAAGCUUGGAGAGUCGCAAUCACGCUCUGGACUUUCUCUCGAUGGCCAUUGAGGACUAUCCGGCCGAAUUCUUCCUCCAGCCACCGUAUCUGGUGAUCACGUUCCAGGAAUUGCUCUCGGAGGGACGCGACUUGAAGACUGUCUUGUGGAAGUUCAACAGAAUUCUCUUCAAGCGCAUCCACAUGCUCGCCUCCUCGGCGGCCUACACGCCGCCAGAGAGUGAAGCUUCUCCUGGGAUCUUCACGCAGAUCGCCGUGUCCAAGUACUGCGGCGACGCCUUCAAUCUACUCAAUGGGCUGCUCAAAGGCACCGAAGAUCAGGUCACAAUCAAUUGGUGCUUUGAGAUCUUCGAUCAACUUGUCAAUCUCCUCGUGAUUGACGACCAGAGACUCCUGGCCACCGGAGAGAUGAUGCUGAGAGAAUUGGGAUUGCUGGCGAAGUUCUUCCGAAACUGCCUGGGCUUCAAGAUUCAGGACUUCACAGCAAGGAAAAUGUACAUAAAAGUGCUGCAGUUGAUUGUGAAGCUGAGAAAAAUUCCUGGCUACGGACGAGAAGAGAUAUCCGGCCAGGAGUUGAGCAUCGCUCGUCUGGAUGUGGCUGUGAAGACGUGCUAUCCGAAGAUUUAUCGCUCCAUUGAAGCCGCUUGUCCUGAGCUGGAGAAACGUGUGGAGAUUCUUCUGAAUUGCGAGCAAAUUCUGCGACCGGCAAUCUUCCUGCUGCGUCCCAUGUUCAGGUUCACCGAUGACGAACUCUGUUACACCGGCGUGGCAUUCCUCGAGACUUCCAACCUGCACAAGAGCAUGCAAAUGACUGCCAAGUUGAUCGAAGCCGUGGCGAAUUGUGUUGUUGAAUCGCCUGGGAAUAAUAUUCUCAUGUACUCAGCGGAGAAGAUAAUGCUGCAGUUGCUGGCGCAUCCUUGUUUGAAGAUCAAACAACUGACGUACCAGAAAUCCACCGAGAAGAUGAAGUUCUUCGUCUCGUCUCUCGCCGGCGGCGAGCAAAUAAUGAGCAAGAGGGGAUUUCUGGGCGACAAUCUGUUCAAACAUCUGGGAAUUCCGCUGUCCAAGGCCAUCCUGAUUGAGAUCACAGCCUUCGGGUGCACCCAUGAGGAUCCCAUCAUCCACUCCAGUGCGGAAGCCAUGCUCCUCUUCGUCCUCCAGAGUCGCGUGAUCCUCAAAGAGCACUGGAAUGUGCUCAAGGAAGUGCUGUUUCCCGUCUUGCCACUCCUUCAGUGCUUGACGACAAAGUCUUCGAAGCUCGGACAGGCAAUUCUCAGUCUUCUGCAUCCGGACGGUGAAUUCACGAGUGCACAGGAAGUGGUGGAGAGCACGGUGAGAUUCCUUUUCUGCCCAGAUCCCAGUGUCAGGGACGAAGCAGUCUCGAGGAUUCUCUACAGUGUCAACAAUUUCUCCAAAUCCGAGGCUUUCAUCCCAAAGAUCAGUCACAUUGCCGAUACAGUGGCCAAUGAUCUGAUCAUUGUGGACUAUCAAGUCGACAUGGCGGCACGCUUCAAGGCGGAUUCCCACCAAGAAGCCUUCGUGGACAGUCUUUUGGGCAUCCUGAAGGCGGACAAUGUGGAGCCGUCAGUGAGAAAAAACACUGUGAUGCAGCUGAACCUCCUCGCGAUGGAUCCCAAUGUAAAUGAGCAUCUUGUAGAGUCCCAAGGAUGGAUGACAAUUGCUGAAGUGCUGGACAAUUGCUUCAAAGUGGGCCAGACUAAGGAUUUUGUGGAAAUUUGCAUUCCUGCCAUUGGGAUCUUCUCAAAAAUCCUCCUCCACUCGCCACUCUUGCGUCAGAAUCUCUCUGAUGAGAUCAAUGUGUACUUUAUUGUCCUGAGGAGUCUCCUGAUGUUCCAGCAUGACGCCAAUCUCAAGGCAGACGCCGCGACGUCACUAUUUCUACUCGCCUUCAGUGGCUACACUGUUGGCAGUUACAGCAUUUCCGUGCCACGCAUCAUGAAACGCCUGAAAAUUCCCUUCCUGCCGCAAUUCCACUGGACCGAGAGUCCGCACAAGUCACUCUCGCCGCUGGAAGAUAUUUUCCAGGAAGAAGACGUCGAUUCUGCUGCAGAGAGGGAACUUUUCUGGCAGAUUCUGAGGAUCUCCUUCGCCAAUGUGUGGUUCGAUGGUCUGGAGAACAUGCUGGCGAACAUGAGGCAGCCCAAGAGAGAUGGAGGCGAUGAACAGAGGCUCGACUAUAAAUAUGUGUCGGAGAAGAGGAGGAUGCCGAUGGUGGGAGAGCUGGAUUUUGACGAUUGUCUGAGGCUGACCAAGAAGGAUCUCCUGCUGAUCCACUCGUCGCUGCCGAUGGACUCCUUCAGGUACUUCAUCCAUCACAUUGAGAAUAGUACAACACACCAGGAAAUGACAUCAGCCAUCGCACAUAUCAAAUGCAACUUAACUCUGGAUGCAGAGAGAAAGUUUCCAAUGGAAAGUCUUUUGGCAGUGCUGAAGAAAUACUGUCUCACGCCACCAACACUUCCUGAGGAUGUGGAGUUGUUUGGGAAGAUUCUGAAUUUGCUGCAAACAAUGUUGGAUCACGAUGAAGGUGGAAAAGUGAAAGAUUGGCUGGAGGAUCAAUUGAAGAUCAGCAACUCUGUGUUCACGAGUGUCUUUAUGGCUCCGGCAAUUCCUCUUGGUGUCUAUGAGGAGAAUACCAAAUUGCUCAUUAAGUUUUUUGAGUUCUUCACCCGAAUCGAGCGUGGAUCGGUAAAGGAGAAGAACUUUCUGGGAAAGAUCUUCAGAUGUGUGCUGAAAGCCCUGGAGAAGUGUCUCGAGCAGGAGACUCAAAUGAAUCGUGCCAGAGUUCUCAUCUCACUCCUCAAUUGUCUGAUCUGCACAACUUCCCUGGAGUGUGAGAUUGAGAGUCAAUUGAUUAAUCGCAUCUUCAGAUAUGCAGCUUCCACGAAGAGUCUGUGCCAGGGCGGCUCGAAGUUCAUUCUCAACUGCUUGCUGAGCAUUCGAGGACUCUUGGAGAAGGCGGACAUGCAUCAGGUGGCCAUCAAGCCAAAGUACUUUCGCUACAUCUCCGGAUUGUGCAGUCACACUGAUGUCUGGAUCCGACAAGCUUCCUGGAUGAUUCUCCGCAAAGCGGCGGAGGAUUUUUCGGCCGCUCAUGUGCUGAUUGACGAGCUGAAGUUUCUGCCAGGCGGAUUUCAUGCGUGCUGCAUUGUGACAGUGCUGGAUGAGCGCGAGGGUGGAUGUGUGCGAGAAGUGGCUGCUCAGACGUUCAGGAAUCUCGUCUCUCAUCGCUCUGGGCAGAUUGCUCUGCAGGUAUCGCCGAGAUGCAGUGAAUAUGAGAUAGAAGGAAGCUCAGCCGCUGAGCCGCUGAUCAUGAUGAUUGUGAAGAAGCAGAAGGUGACUGAAGGGAUUGUCAAGCAGCUGAGUCACUUCUACAUCUGGGAUGCUGUGCUAGAAGCCGAGGAGGGAAGUCUUCUGACCAAUGCAAAUACCGUCAAUGGAUUCUGUGUGUUGCUGAUGUCUGUGAUUGAGAUCGAUGAGUCGUUCAUUGAUGUGCUGAUGGAGGAGAAUUGUCUGCAGAAUCUGGCCAAUAUUCUGGCCAUGGUGCCAAUGAAUCCGUCCAUGAGUGUCCUGCAAAUGGCAGCAGCAAUCUGUAAUCUCCUGAUUCAGUGUCUUCAGCACAGUGAUGAGAUUCUCCAGAGUAUUGUGGGACAGAAUCAAGCCUCAAUUAGUGCUCUGCUCUUCCUUCAAGACGAUCAACUUUACGCCGAUGAGGAGCAACUUCAGGACAUGGCAGUUGUCUUCCUGAAGAUGCUUUCUGUCUUCGGAACAUCUCCAGUUGGCUUCCACAUUGUCACGAGUCUGAUGCAAGAGAGAAAUGCUGAGAAGAUUUUCUCUCUUUUGGUGGCGGGAUUUAAGAUUGAAGCUUCUCGGGAGUUUCAACAGGCUGCCCUGGAUUUUCUCUCCACUUAUCUCAAGAUGGGCGUCACUCAGGAGAAUGCCAACUUCCUCCACCUCAUGGAUCCGGCGAGUGAUGCAGCGUCUGUGCAGGAAGAUGAGGAAAAUCAGGAUCCCAAUGCUGUAUCUGAUCGUGAAUGUGCAAAGACUGCCGGUGGGGAGAAAGUGAUGGUCACGGUAAUCUUCAAUAGGAUUCAGAAGCUCUUUGAGACACUUUGUGCGCGAGAUAAGCCAGAGAUCGCCUCUUUUCGUGCGUGCAACGUGAUGAGGUGCACGGGAAAGACACUGGCAGUGCUUUUGAAGUGUAGUUCAACAGCCAGAAGCUUGGCCGCGUGCUCUGAACUGCUUCUGUUUGUGCUGAAGCGAUUGGGCGCAUUGAGUGGCUUCUUGGGAAACUCUGCCGCUGACUUUGUGCGUCGCAAUGGGGAGCUGAAGAAGAAGUUCAUUGUGGACGAACUGAUGCUCAUGACGGACAUCCUGUGUGGAUGGUUUGAAGUCGACAAGCUGAAUAGUCCUGAUGACGUGAACGCCAUUUGUCGGCUUAUGCUGAAGCUCUGGUCUUGGAGUGGAUCGAGUGCACAUCUUCAGAUGAAUUUCUAUCUUCUCAUCAAGCAUCUCAGUGAGCAAUCUUACUUGUUCUGUUGUUGUGUCAGCAAGAAUGUCAGCGGAUCUUCUGACACAAUUCUGCAGCUGAUAAUCAGUGCUGCUGUGCAGGAGACAAACCGUGCCAAGCAGCAAGAGGUGAAGAUUGCCAAGCUGUCAGUGCUUCUGAGGGUCCUCAGCAAUUGCUGUGCUAGCAUAGAUGGGCGUCUUCUGAUGCUGAAACUCGGCGUUCUGGACAACAUCAGUCAAUUCCAUCCAGCAGUGACGCGCACUCAGCGUCCGCAGCGUCACGUCAUUGAGUUGUGGCUGGCAUUCUAUGAGAUCUUCUCGAGGCAUCCGGAGGGAAGUGGUGCGAAGCAUCUCACAGUGCUGUGCGCUCUUGUUGCGCAAAAACAAAGUGGUGUGCGCAGGAAGGCUGUGGAGAUUCUCAGGAAUUUCGCCUUAUCCGACAGCAAUAUUGCUGCUCUGCUGACGUCUACGGACUUUGUGCAGACGACAAAGAGCAUCCUGGAUGGCAGCGAUCGAGAGGAUCAACUUAAUAUCGCAGUAGCAAUUUGGUCGAUCAUUGCGAACAAUCACAGAGCCACAAAUGCCAUCAAGACAUCAUCAAUUCCUGGCAAGAUCAAUAAGAUCCAGAAUCAAUUGAUACUUGAUAAUGCGACCAACAGUCAACUCUGCCAAACACUCGAAGACAUCACGAAGAUCCUAAACAAGUGAUUUGUCGA
Molecule: messenger RNA, 6025 nt
Organism: Phlebotomus argentipes
Lineage: Eukaryota; Metazoa; Arthropoda; Insecta; Diptera; Psychodidae
Gene: ana3
Product: protein rotatin homolog
Exons: 5
Coding region: 243-6017 (1924 amino acids)
Biological process (GO): centriole replication; centriole-centriole cohesion; ciliary basal body organization
Cellular component (GO): centriole; ciliary basal body; centrosome
Source: RefSeq, a predicted model, not a curated record